AUGGAAAUAGACGAAGCCGACCUCGUCGACUUCCCUCUUGACGCUCUAUCUGCCUUGUCCGACGACGUCGUGGGCGUAGCAUGUACCCAAGGCGUCAAAGGUCGCCUUACUCACCUCGCUUUCGCAACACCGACACACGUCCUAUGUAUCCGUAUGCCUGGCCCUGCAGCGACGUCCAAGCCAAAGAAAGGCAAGCAGACAAACACCCAACAGCGUCCGAUAGGCCGCGACGUUCUCCGGAGGAUGCUCCUACACAGCACGGAGCACCGUAAAUUCGCACUCGACAUGCAUACGCUGGCGCUUGCACUAUACUAUGAUUACCAGCUUACGCUCGUCGAGGCCGUGGACCUGAAGUCCGUGCAGGGUGGUGAUCGACGGGCCCUCGACACACUCAUGAAUUUGUUGGGCGGUGAGCCGAAGGUGUACAAGUCAUCCGUCGCCGACCAUUUCAAGGGGAGGGCCUUCGCGGCCGGUGGCACUGACAACCUCGCUAUGCGUGCGUGGGCUGCCUGCCAGGCCGGGUCAAUGCCUCACUUGAUCGCGAAACUCAAAAGUGCCGCGUUGAUCAAUACGACGUUGGUUCCGGUCCCACACUUGCAAUGGCUUGCGAAGUUUGCUCGAGUGGCAUGGCGCUUGUAUAUGCUCAAGCCAACCAGGGUGAAGAACGACGUCGUUGGUGAUUUCGAACAGAAGGAAGGCCAGUUACAUGUUGGGCAGGCGCGUUUCAAGACACGCAUGCGGGUUGAUCACUCUCUCGUGCUUGUGCUUAUGAGCGGCUUGCAGAUUGUGCAGAUAGAGUACGGCGCAAAGAACAGUCCUGUAAAGACCGUAAUGGGACGCACAUUCGAUGUCAACGGUAAAACUGCAAAGAUCAAGGCAAACAGGUAUAUCGCGCCAACUGCACGGAUCGUCAGCAUCGUGACGAUCGGCAGAGACGACCUGACACCUGCCGAAAAGGAGCGCGAAAGCAUCAUGCUGGAGGUGUUACGGCGGACGCUUCGUUUCUUUGAGCAAGAUCUCGUCCGUAAGAUCUUUGAACGUCCCGCUCGUGGAUCCGUGCGAAGGGCCAGAGCGUCUAGCCGUCCCGUUGACCUCAAUGGUCGUCGUCUCAACGACUCGCAAGCCGCGGCAGUCAACCGCAUCAUCUCUGAGAACCCAAUUGACCAGGUUUGCCUCGUGCAUGGACCUCCCGGCACAGGCAAGACCACGGUCAUAGCUGCCUCGGUCCUCGAGUUGAUGAACCUCCCCAACAAGGACCGCGGCAUCUGGUUGAUCGCGCAGUCAAACGUCGCCGUAAAGAACAUUGCGGAGAAGCUUGCGGACGUCGGUUUCAUCGACUUCAAGGUCCUGGUUUCCAAAGACUUUCAUCUUGAAUGGCACGAGCACCUGUACGAGAUGAUCGAGCGCAACGUCAUACGCUCGGAUGACUUCGACAGCGACAUCGUCGGCAACGAGAGGCUGCUAUUAGGGUCCAAAGUCAUGUUAUGCACUCUCAGCAUGCUCUCGCAUCCACGCCUGGCUAGUGCAGGUUUCACUCGCAUGGUUCCCCUCAAGACUGUAAUCGUGGAUGAAGCCAGUCAGAUAGAGCUCAGCGACUACGUGCCAUUGUUGGGCCGCUACGGUGGCACCAUCAAGAAGCUAGUCUUCAUCGGAGACGACAAGCAGCACCGUAUGCCGACGCCGAUCGGCAGGUUCAUCUCGCAGCGUGUAUACGGCGGCCGUCUCAAGACGAUCCAUCCCGUUACCACUCGCAAAUCAUGUAUAAUGGUAGACGUCAACCACGGCGAGGAGGCGAAGUCAAAUAAUAGUUGGACGAAUGAAGCAGAGGCCCAUGCUGUUGUCGCGAUCGCGAGGAAGUUCCACAGCGAAGGGAAGUCAUACCGCGUAAUCACGCCGUACGACGCACAGCGCAACUUCCUUGAACGUGUGCUGGAAAAUGCGAACCUCCCUUGGGAGAACAAAUGCUUCAACGUCGACUCCUUCCAAGGUAAGACAGAAGCUAUCGGUUUCCUGUCCAACCUGCGGCGAACGAAUGUCAUGCUCUCGCGCUGCAAACAAGGCAUGAUCAUCUGCACGAGCCGCGCGUUCAUGGAAGGGAAAGCCAAGUCCUCUCUCGUGGGCAAGCUCGCGAAGGAAUGGGCGGAUGGAUGGGUCUCCUGGCGGGACGUGUUGCAGGGGGAGUUCUAG
This is a messenger RNA of Rhodofomes roseus, 2187 nucleotides long. RefSeq names its product P-loop containing nucleoside triphosphate hydrolase protein. The coding region runs from base 1 to 2187 and encodes 728 amino acids. The transcript has 7 exons. Gene Ontology annotation, molecular function: helicase activity. Lineage: Eukaryota; Fungi; Basidiomycota; Agaricomycetes; Polyporales; Fomitopsidaceae. The record is from RefSeq and is a predicted model, not a curated record.